AUGAACAAGCUGCGGCAGAGCCUGCGUCGGAAGAAACCGGCCUACGUGCCGGAGGCGGCGCGGCCGCACCAGUGGCAAGCGGACGAGGAGGCCGUGCGGCGUGGCAAGUGCAGCUUCCCCGUGCGGUACCUGGGGCAUGCGGAGGUGGACGAGUCGCGGGGAAUGCACGUCUGCGAGGAGGCCGUGAAGAAGCUGAAGGCGAGUGGUCGCAAAGCCAUCAAGUCGGUGCUGUGGGUGUCGGCGGACGGGCUCCGCGUGGUGGAUGACAAGACCAAGGACCUUCUUGUUGACCAGACCAUCGAGAAGGUCUCAUUCUGCGCCCCCGACCGCAACUUUGACAAGGCCUUUUCCUAUAUUUGCCGGGACGGCACCACGCGGCGCUGGAUCUGCCACUGCUUCCUGGCCCUUAAGGACUCU
Messenger RNA from Balearica regulorum gibbericeps (East African grey crowned-crane), 417 nucleotides. Lineage: Eukaryota; Metazoa; Chordata; Aves; Gruiformes; Gruidae. The record is from RefSeq and is a predicted model, not a curated record.